GUUCGGACUCGUUGUUUUCUGCACCAACAUACCGACAUUGUUGGUGCUUAAGUAAAGUUAAUUGUUGCAUUGUUUUUGUUAUUGCAAAAGUACCGUAAACUUUGAGUAGCAUUUGAAAAACCGAUUAAUUGGCUGCAUGGAUCAACAUAAACAGAGCCAUUUUGACAUUUCACCAGCGCAAAAUUGUAAACAAAGUUAUUUUCGCGGAAUUUUAGUAAGCAGCAAUGUUUUUCAAAUAGCGGCACCGAGGAAUGGUGAAAAUGAGCGAAAUUUGCUUGGACAUCGAUUUGCAAAAAGUGUGCCGCAUCUGUUUGUCUCAAACAGACAUGAGCGAGCUUCUGUUUAACAUGUUUACGGAUGCAAUUGUGGAUGGCACGUUUGUGGCGCUGCGCGAAGUGAUCGCGGACUGCAUCGGCAUACAGGUUACAAACACACCAGAGAUGCCGAACAAAAUAUGCCAAACAUGCAAAUCGACUGUAUUUCAGUUUCACGUCUUUAAACAAAAAUGUCGUCGUGCCGAAAGCUUGCUGCAGUCGAUGUUUGUGCAAAAGGCAGCCCUCGUUCCUAGGCCAAAUGAACAUGUUAUCGAAGGCAAUGAAUAUGACGUAGAGGAUGAAGCGUCGUUAGUGGACGCAUCAAAUUGUAACCAGCAUCUUUCUCUAUCGGAUGAAUAUGUUGAAGAAACAAUUGAGGAAGAAGUGAUAAGCGGUGCCAGUGACGCUGCACAAUACGCUCUUGAUACGUUCCGGUUGUCCAAAAAUCCUAACAUCAGUAUAGUUUGUGGAGCAGAAUCAAUUUCCUUACCAGGUUCUCCCUGUUUCGGAAAUGAAUCAUCGCAACUCGAGACUGUUGCUGCUGUUUCUGUUGACACAACCAUCGAAAUCAAUCGUUAUGUUUGCGAUAUAUGUGGGAAAGCAUUGAUCAGUCGAUCACGGCUGGCGAAACAUAUGAAGCUGCACACCGACUCUAAAAUCGUACUCGAUCAUAUGCGCUUCUUUUCCUGCAAGUACUGCGAAUAUGUGUACCUGCGGGAAGAAGAUUUGAAUGAACACAAUUGUCGGUGUGCGGGAAGUGCAUGCAAUCGAGAAGAAAAUGAUACAGGCUUGGCGCUUGGCACGGUCAAUGUCGGCAGUGGAAUCUGUGGAAUCUGUGAUGCGAGGUUCGAGAAUAUGUUACACCUGAAACAGCAUAUCAUCACCCAUUUGGACAAGUUUCCAUGCCCUUUGGAAGCGUGCGGGUGUGAGUAUAGCUCACUGGCAAGGCUAAACAUUCACAUUAGCACCCAGCACGUGGAGUACCUUUCGCCCAACUGUCCCCACUGCAAGGAGGAAAUCGACCGGGUCGAUCUAAGACAACAUGUCCGACUCUUUUGCAAAGCGAAACAAUUCGAGUGUACACAUUGUGAUAAGAAAUUUCUAUCGUGGAAAUCAUUGUCACAGCAUUUGAAGAAACUGCAGCAAGCGUUCCAAUGUUCGCAAUGUAUUAAAACAUUUUCCUCGCAGGCAUCGUUGAAGUUACACGAGCGUACGCACACUGGGGAACGACCGUAUGUAUGUACGAUCUGCAAUAAGUCAUAUAAAUCACCAGGCUUGCGAACGGCGCACAUGGACACGCACAUUGAAGGGAAAACGUUCAAAUGUGACAUGUGUGGGAAAUGUCUGCAAACGCGUGCCUGCUAUCGAAACCACGUGAAACGGCACUUGGAGCAGCGCAAUCACGAAUGCUUCGUGUGCAGGAAGAAAUUUUUCCAAAAGUGUACGCUUCGUGUGCAUUUGCAAAAGGUACAUAGAGUAUCACGCGAUGUGCCUGUUGAUGUCUAGUAAGGAAAUCUGUCUAGGUCAAUAAACGUAUCGUGCACGGUA
Anopheles stephensi (Asian malaria mosquito) is the source of this 1862-nucleotide messenger RNA. RefSeq names its product zinc finger protein 567-like. The coding region runs from base 252 to 1820 and encodes 522 amino acids. Gene Ontology annotation, cellular component: nucleus. The record is from RefSeq and is a predicted model, not a curated record. Gene Ontology annotation, molecular function: zinc ion binding. NCBI's taxonomy places the organism in Eukaryota, Metazoa, Arthropoda, Insecta, Diptera, Culicidae. The transcript is spliced from 4 exons.